Exophiala dermatitidis NIH/UT8656 is the source of this 1628-nucleotide messenger RNA. Its product is annotated as oxidoreductase, short-chain dehydrogenase/reductase. The transcript is spliced from 5 exons. The record is from RefSeq and is a predicted model, not a curated record. The coding region runs from base 365 to 1165 and encodes 266 amino acids. Lineage: Eukaryota; Fungi; Ascomycota; Eurotiomycetes; Chaetothyriales; Herpotrichiellaceae.
CCAAGGUAGACUCGGGGUUCCUUGGCUGUACUGUUGAUCAGACAAUUACUGUCCUCCCCCCAGCGGGGGCCGAGAGCUCCGGGGGACUUGGAGCUCUAUUUAGUGGCCAAGGCUGAGAAAAAGUGAGGGGAGGAGGUGCCCCGGGUGGUCAAAGUAUCAGGUGAUGGAUGGGGUCUAUCCGAACCUUUGUCUCGGGCCACUGCUCUGCCUCUACUUAUGUUGGAAUGCCGCGGUAUAUAGGGAAUAACAAUCUUGAUAUUUGUAUUGCAUUGCACUGCUUUGCAUUUCCGGCAAACUUGAACUGAACUACUCACACGGCCUGUCAGCAGUUCAUCUAUUCCAUUGAUUAUAUCCUUGUUUCACAAUGGCGGCGUUAUUGAAAGGAGUAGGCUUCAUCACUGGUGCUGCAUCGGGCAUCGGUAAAGCAACAGCCUUCUCAUUCGCCAAACACGGAGCCAAAGCCCUUGCGCUCGCCGACCUGAACGCCGCAGCAGUCAAAGCAGUUGGCGCCGAGAUCCAGAAAUCGUACCCGAAAGUCCAGGUCUUGCCGCUUGAACUCAAUGUGACGGACGAAAAGGCCGUCGACGCCGCCAUCAGCCAGACAGCCAGCCAGUUCGGCCGGAUCGACUAUGCGGUCAACAACGCCGGCAUCACGGGCGUAAUGGCGCAUUCGGCCGACCUCGACCCUGCAGACUGGAAGAAGGUGCUGGAUGUUAACUUGCAUGGUGUGUGGUUGUGUGAGAGAGCAGAGAUCCGGCAGAUGUUGAAGCAGGAGCCGUUGGAAGCAAACACCGUCCGAUACGGCCGCGGAACCAUCGUCAACAUGUCGUCCAUGUAUGGCGUCAUUGGCCCUUCGGUCAACACGCCUGCCACGGCAUACUCGGCUUCCAAACAUGGUGUGUUGGGCUUCACUAAGCCGGAUGCUGUGGCGUAUGCGAAGCAAGGGAUCCGCAUCAAUGCCAUUUGUCCAGGGUACGUCGCAACCCCGCUGUUGGAAGAGGCCGUCAAGAGCGGUGCCAUGGACAAGGAAAUCGAGAGAACUCCCGUCGGAAGGAUGGCUGUGCCCGAGGAAAUCGGUGACACCAUCACCUUCCUCGCCUCACCGAUGAGCAGUUUCAUGUACGGCGCCGGACUUGUCGUGGACGGAGGCUUCACUAUCCAAUAAAUGCUUGUCUGUAACUUGGCUGAGGUCGAGAAGGGGGCCAGAAUGUCUGAUCAAAUAAAUGUGGUACAAUGCGGGAGGCUGGCAGUUGGCUGGUUGAACAAGGCAUCUGUGUGCAGAGCCCAGAGGGGCUCACUGCUGCCGUCCACAUGCCUUUUCAGUCCACACGUGGAUUUUCAGAUGUUGGGCUGAAUGGUUUGGCCGAUGUAAUCUACCAGUCUGAUAUAUUUUUGCAGCUGAAUUGGCCAGCUUCCCGUAAGAAAAUGGCAUCCAGACUUUGGAAUUUCUGCUAGAAGCAUCCGUUUUCAGGACACAUGAGCCCGCACUGUUUAACAAUACUUUACCUACCGGGAAUAAUCAUUGUAUGGUGGAUUAGUGACUGGUAACUGGUAGAACUCCAAACAACAGAGGGUAGAACGGGGGAGUGCAGUUAGACCUGUAGGAUAAUAAACAUAUACGCUCUCCC